Messenger RNA from Lachancea fermentati, 1737 nucleotides. Lineage: Eukaryota; Fungi; Ascomycota; Saccharomycetes; Saccharomycetales; Saccharomycetaceae. The record is from the annotation of a GenBank genome assembly.
AUGGCAUCUGAGGAACUUCUGAUUGAUGAAACGACAUACUACUCUAUCCUAGGACUCACUGCCGAUGCUACUGAAGCUCAGAUAAAAAAAGCAUACAGAAAAAUCGCGGUGGUGAUCCAUCCAGAUAAAAACAAGUCCGAAGGUGCUGCUGAGCUGUUUAAAGUGGUUUCACAUGCCCAAUCAGUUCUGACCGACGAGACCAAAAGGCGCGAUUACAACCGAAAACUUAUCGCUAAAAACCUUCACAACUAUGUUCCUAGGCAAAGUAAAGUGGCCACGCUUAAUGGUAAAACAAACUCAACAUUCGGAUGCAAGGUACAAGAGGUUUCUGAAUCUAAAGCAACAGAAAAAUGCAGCUCCGUGAACCAAAAACCAAGAAAGAGCAAGCCCUACGAACAACAACCAUAUGGAUUUGGCGUUGAUGAACAUGUAAAAGAGCCCCAAAGUUCCCAAAGCUCAAGAGGUUCGAACUCAAAGCCCUUCAAAGCCAAAAGCUAUCAACAUCAGAGGCCUUCCAGUGCUAUACAAGAUGAUUCAAAAAAAUCUUCAACCUAUAGCACACGGUUUACUUCACACCACGAGGACAGUGGUAACGACGAAGAUCAAGAAACUGUACAAAUUCCGAGCAAUGAGACACAAAGGAAAAAAAUGGCAAAGAAGGGAGAGCUGGAUGAGAAAACUAUGUCAGGACAGCCGGCAUCACCGUUUCUUAACAGCUAUCAUCGGCAUUAUACACGGACCAUGCAUCAUGACAAGCAGCAGUCAAGGAGAUCUGUAUCACCCGUUAAAAGUAAACCUACCUCUAGCAGAGACUCCCUAGAAGAUGUCAAAAACAUUAUGAAGCAGUUUGCCGCAGAAAGUAAUUCAUCUCCUUCAACCGGGAAAUUUCCGCAGGACCAUAAAACUGGUAUGGAGGCCGAAGAGCGAAUUGAGAAUUCUGCCACGGCUUUUGCGCAACGGGUUACCCCUACGAAGACUCGUGAUAACAAACUCCCGACAAAACAAGAAAGACAAGAAGAGUUAGAGUCUCCAAAUUCUUCAACAAGAAAAAAACCUAACCUUAGAGGACCGACUGUUGAAAUUUCUCCCCUCAAUCAAAGCGCUCACAAAAAUGGCGGAUCAGAUUUCACGUUGGAUGAGCUGAACAAAUACUUGCCCAAAGAUGACGAACUCUUCGACAUGCGCAACGUCAGCGAUACCUUGGACAAUGUUAGGAUUAAAAGAUUCAAGGCAGCAAAGGAAGAUACGCCCGAAAUCGAUAUGGUUGAAGAAGCAAAAAGGGAUGUGAGCUUUCUGUAUCCCCAGCCAACUGAAAAUUUGUCAAGACCCGUUAAUGAGACUCUUCCGCGAAUUUACAAACCAGAUAUGGUCAGUGAGAGCGAACUAGGCCUAGAUAGCUCGAUUUUAGCUCUACAAUUACCACCACUUCCAGUCCUUCAUUUUAACAUACUUCAAAAAACAGAAGUCGAGAGAAUUAAGGAAGAAGUCAAGAGGUUCAAUGUGAAGGCAAACGAAAUUAAAAGAAGACUCAUUGACGUCUUACUUAAACGCUCCACUGCUGACGAACUAUUCAAUGACCGUCUUACAAGGGUUGAGAACGCGAAUUUGUUUGUUCAGGCGAAAUCUUAUGAUGUUGAAGUUGCUACUAUAAUUAAUGAGCUUCAAAAUAGACAGCGAAUAGUAGCUGAAAGCUUUUCAAACUUAAUGAAGAGUAUAUAUGCAUCCGGUGGAAUUUAA